Messenger RNA from Bufo gargarizans (Asiatic toad), 2639 nucleotides. RefSeq names its product family with sequence similarity 124 member B (gene FAM124B). The transcript is spliced from 5 exons. The record is from RefSeq and is a predicted model, not a curated record. The coding region runs from base 663 to 1910 and encodes 415 amino acids. Lineage: Eukaryota; Metazoa; Chordata; Amphibia; Anura; Bufonidae. Gene Ontology annotation, cellular component: nucleoplasm.
CCAGUUUCGGCGUGAGCUGGCAUCUGCACAUGGCCACAGUGGAGAUGGUGGUUUGAAGAAGAGGCCAUACCUUUAGACCCGUCAGCGCCAAUUUCUAAAGCCUAUUCUUGAUCUGAGGCCCGGGAGGAGAGAAAACUGUGGCAGCCUGUGUCAUAUAUUACUGCCUGACAAUAGAUGCUCAGACUGAGUUUACUGCUGAUGCCGGGGGUGGCCACCUCCCCAGAAUAGGAAGAACAGAGGAAAGGUCGGGACUCUUCCUUUUCCAGCUUAGUUUGGUAAAUAGGAGAAUAAGGCAAAGGAUCUGCUGCAGAGCAAGUAUGAAAGCAUCUAUGAAGAGAACAACCCACCCUCAUGAACAACAGGUACAGGUCACCUUUUAAAAGUAUGUGAAUUACUAAUACAAAGACGUUUGUGAAUCAUUUCUCCACAAGCUACAAGCAAAUAAAAUAGAAUAAAGGGCUACAAGAGAACAGUGAUUAUCAGGAAUCAUGGAGAAUGACAGCUCUACAAAGGGAAGAUAUUACAGGUACAAAGUAUCGCCUGGAGUAAAACAAGAACAGUAACUGUCAUUAAUUUAGAUAUCUCACUAGGAAUAGUAAAACAACCAUUCUUAUGUACGGAAGGAAUCAUCUUGUCUGGAAAACAUUUCUAAGCACAUUUAAAUGGAUGGCAGCCACAGGGUUCUGCCUGUCACCAUUCACCUUCUUGCCAACCCUGGUGACUCUGCUGUGUUUCGACAGGCAGUGAAGAGAAUUCUUCAGGGACUGUGUCUAGAUACUCAACUCUUUCUGGUGUCCGAAAGAGCAGCCCCAAUUCAAUUCUACGAAUAUCGAAAGAGAAGAUUUGAAUUUCCAGGGAUAUCUGUCAUACUCUUCCUCCGUGAAGACCUAGGGGAAGAAAGGAUAUCUCUUCUACAAAGCUUUUUCCAGCUACCCCCAUGGGAUCAUGUCAACACAGGGUUUGGCCAAGGACCAUCACCAUCAUGUCAAACUAGUGAUGACUUUUACUGUCUUGAUGUGCACAUGCCCGUGUGGGGAAUAAGACAGGUACACUAUGGCACAGAGAUCUUGAGAGUGACUCUGUACUGUGAUUUUGAUAACUAUGAGGACUCAGUAAGACUUUAUGAAAUGAUUCUGGGAAUGGAAGCAACCAGCCAAAAGAUUGGAUUCUGCUUCUUUGACUUGCAUUCUACUAAGCACACUUCCAUACAAUUCUCCUUAAAACAGUUGCCACCUGGUGUCUGUGCACAAGUCAAACAUGCCUGUGCUCUGCAGUUCACUAUACAAGCUAUAGGACAGCUGGUUCCCUUGUUGCCUUACCCUUGUGUGCCAAUAAGUGACAUGCGAUGGCAAACUCAAGACUAUGAUGGAAACAAAAUCUUACUUUUGGUAACUAGCAGCGCCACAGUGUCCCAAAGUGUUGAAAAUCCAGAGCCUCAGUCAAAUCCUUUAACUGCUCAGCUAUCAUCAUUAACGCAGCCAGUGAAUACUACACAAACAGGGGAUGAAAAUGUCAUAGGAAACCUGAAUCUCAAGCAGGUUUUAAAAAAGUCCUUCAAAAGACCAGAACUAAGACAAAACGUGUACAGCAUUACUGAUAACAAUCUUUCAAAACUGAUGCCAAGGACCCAUCCACAAAUAGAUGAGACAGAGACCAAUGUGGAUACUGGACACAGAGUUAUAAAUCUGAGGCACCAGCUGCCUUCUGUUAUCAGGAUGUCAAGGGAUCUACAAAAUAUUCCAUGGAAUAAAGAAAUUCAAGAUUUACCCUCCAAGAAAGGAGUCUCUAGUAGCCCUCUUGAUGUCAAAGGGAACAAAGAGACUGACAGCAGAACCAAAAUAUUUCCUUCUGAGAGACCUCAACAACUCCAUAGCAAUAGCAUGGCGCUCACAGAGGAAUUUUUCAUUUAAUGCUGCCUCUAAUCACCUUCUAUUGAAGGACUACCAUUUAUUGUCAUAAUAAGACUUAACUUCUUAAAGGGAUUAUAUUGCAGUAAUAAAUCAACGGGUCACCUUUUAACAGUUUAUGCAACAGGCUGCCUCCCCCUAGGGCCCUCUAUACAACACGUCCCAGGUGUAGGAAAUGCCAAGUGAUGUAAUGGUGUGUCCCAAAUAUCUCUUUAUGUGUGUCACGGGGCUCCUACCUGGAUACCGCUUGAACCCAGGCUUUGGCUCGGAAGCAAUAAAUAAGGGGAAUAAUUGAGGGAUAAAAAAAUAACUUGGGUCCAGACCUUGAGAUGAAGUUUAAUGGCAGCUUUACUUGAAUAAACGUUUCUCCAAACAGUUUACAGGCUUUGUCUUGGCUCCAGCAGGCUUUAGCAUUAAAAUUGCAGGCAAACUCAACUCUGCUUCCCUGACAAGCUUAAUUAGUGUCUUUGCUUUCUUCGUGAUGCUGUGCUUCACUCUUUGGUCGGGUUUAUGUUGAGCCAAGGGAUGUUGUAGAAUCCUGUGAGCUCCAACAUGGAGUCCCUACCAGCACACACACUACCACUAGCACUAGAACCAGUUCUAACUGGUCCACCCCCCCUUCCGCCGGGAAAUAGGACUCGCCCACUUCUCUCCAGAGGGGGGCUAGAAUGGAAUGGUUAGCUACAUUCUACAAAAUUACAGCUCUGCCGGGUUUGCUACCACCUGCUGGUG